AUGGACGUAGAUUGCGAGUUAGACAGUGACCUUUUAACGAAGUUCAGCUGUCUGGGAACGACAGACCGCGAUGUGCUUAUAAAUGAACUGCAAAGAUUGUUGGACUUCCAACUCAAUCCGUCAGGUUGUGCUUUCUUCCUUGAUAUGACAAAUUGGUAAGCCUGGUUGUAUUAUUGACACUGAUUAUUACAUGUGAUUUUUCGUUCUCGAAUGUUUACAGCUUGUAUUUUCCAAAAAUUGAAAAUUCUAAUAUGUGGUUUUCUUUUAACGCCAUUUUCUUCGUCCCAAGGAAUCUACAGGUAAGCUGACAGUAAACUUAUCUUUAUUAAUAUGUAACUUACAAAAGCUUUGCUAAGCAAAAUAGGUUAAGUUUUGCUAAAAAUAUGAUACAUUAUGUAUGUUUUGUUUAGAACUUAAAUAAUCUUAUAAAACAGUAUUAAUAAAUCGUCUUUUUUGUCUGGUUAUAUUUUCUUAUCAAAAUGACUGCGCUGCGAAUAUUUAGGUAUUAUUAUAGUUAAUGUUAAUUUUGUGGCUAUUUACGUUUUGAUAGGAUUCGUUGGUUAGACACAUGUAGUAAAGCAAUCAGUGUGCCACAAUGAUAAUUUGAAUAAAUUGGUGCACUUCACUGAAGUAGAUUUUAAUGGCUGUCUGGCAAUAUAUUUUGAAGAAUCACUCAUAAGUUCUGCACUUCAUGAUCAAACAUGUCAGGUUAAUAAAUUUCUAUUAAAAUUGGAAUUUCUAGCCAUAAACUUGGAAUACAUUGCAAGGUAUAGCUAUAGUAUAAACUGUAUUUUUUUCUCCUGGUUGUCCAAUUUGCUUGAACACAGCCUAUCAGAUAAAGGUCCUAUUCAGUGCCUUCAUUAAAUCUAGCUAUAUGUAGUUAUUAACUGUAUGAAAGUUCACUUCAUUCAUCUUUUUGUUUUUUAAUUUCUCUUUUUAGGCAGCAGUAGGCGCAUAUUAUGAUUUUAACAGUCCCCAGGAAAAUCUUCCCAGUAUGGCAUUUAUGCGGGAUGUUACUAUAGGAGAAGGAGAAUCUGUCCCACCUAAUACAACUUUUUUAAAAACUUGGAAAAUUCAGAAUAAUGGUAAGAAGCUCAUAGUGUUCCAGCACUUAAGUUAGUUGGAAUGAGCAAAAAGUAAAUAGCAAAGCUUCCGUGAUUCCAUUUUUAUUUUAUCCUUCCAAAGCCAACCUGCGUUACUUUUGGCGUGUGGGUUCUAAGGGUCAUGUGAUACUGAAACUGGGCCGUUAAGAAGAAAUGAAACAACUGGGGAAGGAUUCUUCUCACCUGAGUCCUAACCACCACCCCCACUUUCUUUUUUGUAUUUUCUUACUAACUGAGAGCCUGCUCUGAACAGGCUACGAUCUCAUACGGUACUGUUGUUUUGAUAUAUACUACUUGUUAACCUCAUCUGUUCGGUCAUUACAGCAGUCUUAACUGUAAAAAAACAUGUCACCUCAAUGAGUUGUACACUUUAGCCCACAAUACAGUCAGAUGACACUGGUCAGUGGAUGCCCUUUUUGACAGAGUGUCAACUGACCAUAACAUGGAUUUCUAUCACUAAUGAAACUUACAGCAAAGUACAGCUUUGGAACAAGAACAUUUAAACCUGCGAUCGAUCUCACCCACACUUGCUUCUGAAAGUUACUGUUUUCUUACCAGGUAAUAGUGCAUGGCCCAUUGGGGUUUUCCUAAAGUACACUUCAGGGGAUCAACUAGGUCCCAUAAAUAUGGUGUCAGUAAAACCUUUGGGUGCUGGCGAAGAGUAUGAUCUUAGUGUAAACAUGAUAUCACCUGGGAAAACAGGCAUGUACCAAGGUCAAUGGCGUAUGUGCACCCCCACGGGGCAAUAUUUUGGAGGUGAGUGAGUUGUUUACAAUAUUAUUUAAUUCAUGUUUGAGGUUAAAGAACUACACGGUAGUACUGUGUCACCAGCAAACUUUCUGUGUAUAAUUUUCAAGGGUGCCAGUGGCUUUAAGGUGAUGUUACACGAGACAAUUCGCAACAACGAAUGUAUUAGCUCAAUACAGCAUUGCAACAUUGUUGCACUUUGUUUCGAAUAGUUACAACACUGUUCCAACAUUGCAAUGCUGUGUUGUGUUAAAAGUUGUUGUUGCGAAUCGUUUCAUGUAACAUCACCUUUAGUGGCUUUUAUGUUUGCUACAUGUACAAUAUCCAUGUGAAGGGCCGCCAACAGGGAUGUACAUGUAGCUAAGGUUUGCUUGGAACAAAUUUACAUCUGGAACCCCAUGACUACCUGAUAAAUAAUGUACAGACAUGUAGUGUAAACACAGACAGUAAUUUUGUUACCUCUGCGUCCUGCAUCCUGUGUCCUGCAUCCUGUGUCCUGCGUCCCUGAUGCAUACGAAUCCCCAAAGACACAAAAUAAUUCACGGUAUGUGUUCCCUAGGACGCAAAGAUCGAGUGAUAUCUGAUGAUGUCUUUGUAGAAAAUCCUGUUUGGUGUGAUUUCUGUGGCUGUUCUUUCGGCUGCUGUUUAACAACUCAUCUCUCUCUUACUUUUUGUUGUGCUUUACAACAGAAGGAGUAUAUUUUUAUUUCAGUAAUCUGUAAAACAGAGUUUUGGUGUCUGUCUUCCGAGCAGCUUUAAUUAAUAGGAGUUGUCUUUUGAACUGGGACUCAUUGGCUCACUCAUGAUUUUUCACAAGAUGAGUUCCAGGACUCACCAUAACCAUUUGUAACUAAUUCACUGCUCUGAUUUACAUUGUUAAUGGCGUUUCUGUCGUUCUGGUGUACAUGUCUUCCUGUGUAUUGCUCCAAGCAGCGAGGAGCAAGGAGAGAUGGCAGCUAUACUGACAAGCUAUUCUCCUCGAAGAUCACUGUCGAUUCAUGUGCUUGUUUUCUUUUCCAGAUGUAAUAUGGGUUAUUCUCUGUGUGGAUGAAGGCGGACUUUUAGGAUUAACACAACAGCUGUCAAGUCUCGGAAGGGAAAUGAACACACAUCAAAUUUCCAACCCAUCUUCCCCGUCUGCUAAUCCAUUUCAACUUUCGACCACUCCCAUUGGAACGUCUCCACAACCUAUUUAUUCUGUUCCCCACAACAGUCCAGCAAAUGGCGCAUCAGAUGUAGUACAUGUUUCACCCGCUAGGAGAUCUCUUUUCAAUUCUAUGGUAAGUUUAUCAAGAGAUUAUCCCCCCUCUUUGCUUUAUCAGCAAGUUGCUCGUGCAGGGUUCGUACAGAUCAUGGAAAACCUGGAAAGUCAUGGGAUUUAAGAUUCAAGCCAUUGUAUGGAACCAUCAGAGCAUAAAGGUGCUUACAGCUGUAUAUCCCCCAUACACAUACACAAACAAGCUGAUUUCUGGCAAGAAUGCUUUUCCCUUUGGGAGUCUGUGUGGUACUACUUAUUUUUGUUUUGAAAAAAAAAAAAUGGUGGAAAAUUGUUGGACAGUUUUGUUUCCUUAGGAUACCUCUCUAUUACAGACAGUUCAAAGCAAGGAUAAAUGCCAAAAAUCAUAUAUUCCCGGAUAAUGCGGACACCUCUGUAAAGCGGACAGUUAUUGGUUCUGUCCCUUUGGUGUCUGUAUCAAAGAGGUUUGACGGUAUUGUGAUUUUUUUGCCAUAAUGCAAAUUGAAAAGGCUCAAUGAUUUGAGGCUUUUUAUUGUGUUUUGUUCAACUUUACAUUGUACAUGUGUUGUCUGGCUGUAUACAGUAAUGUUAUUUACAUGUAAGGGUACAUGUAAUCUUGAUAUCUCUCAACUCUACAUAUAACUCCAGCAUCUUCUUUCAUUGACCACAAUCUUUCAAAGCUGUACAAUUCAUUCAUUUUACUUGUUUCUAUAGGUAAAUGGGGACCAUAUAGAACCUCUUAUAACACCCAGUCUACAAGUUGGUUCAGCAUUAAGUAGCAAAGAGGAAGAACGUUUAGUCAAUCAGCUAAGUGAAACAUCGCUUUUACAAGACUCAGACCUGAAUAAUUCGUUAUAACAGUAGUCCAUGUUUCUAGCUUGCAAUAAGCACAUCAUAGUGACAGAAAUUUAUAAGUUAAAAAGUUGAAUGGCACAGGGACACAUAUAUGGGAGCAUUUAACCACAGGAUGAUUAUGUCAAUGGUGGAUCCCAGCUGGAGUUUGUAAGCCAUUGUACUUUUAAUGAUAAAAUUUGCAUUAAUUUUAUGAAAUGCAUGGGCUGAAAAAUGUAAAUGGGAAUUGUUUGGGAUAUUGACGUGUUGAGGUUGUGGUUCAAUUUUAAACUUGGUUGAAAUUUUAAUUCCCUUUGUUUCAAACUCAUUAUGAUACAUUACCAUGCCCUAGAACAUAAGGGAAUAAAAUUUAAACCAAGCAUAAAAUUGAGCCACAACAUUGAUUCCCUUUUGAUACAGUCUGCCUUUUCGUAAUGUUUAACGGUUGUUUAUUUGUUUUGUUUUAAAUUGUUUGCUUUAUAAGGCAUCCUAUUUAUGUCAUUCACUAUUUAGUUUUACAGGAAAUUUUAUUUUUUGUGACAAAUAUUUUCUGCCCUUGAGGGUCGGGUAAUAAUAAGUUGAAAAGCGGAAAAAGCUAUUUUGUUGCCAGUCUGUCUGUCCAGCUAAUGGAAACAAGCCACGCAUACUACUCGUUUAGUGGGCUGCAGUGGUCUAAAAUUUCCUAUGCUGAGCUCUUAAACUGGGCUUAAACUGUGAAAAACAGUUGUCUCUGCUUUCAGUGAAUGGAAAAUUCACGGUAAAGAAAGCAUGGACACCUUCCCCCAACCCCCACCCCUCCAGAACUCCGCCCCACUGCAGGGGAAAUAAGACACGCAACGCCUUCUGGGAUAUCCGGCCGCGAGUUUAUCUUUUUCGACAUUUUUUUACUGGGCCACAGGCAACCCAAUGGGAAGCAACAGCUAGAAAUUCAUCUGCAUGCACAGACAUAUGUUAAAAAUAAUAGUUUGUUAAUACUGUACAAUACAGUCAAUUGGACGUGUCAGAAACUUUAAAAGUGGCAUUUCUACCUGAGCUGUUUUUCAGUAAGUUAAAGUGUUGUCAAUGCAAGUGAAAAUCUUGCAAAUGCAAAAUCUAAUUAGUUACAUUAUGUCAUGAGACCCACUGUCAACACAUUUUAAUCCUCUCGCAAUUUGUUUGUCACGUGUUGUAACGAACUGUAAGUUAUUUGCCUUGAAAGACAAUGUUUCAACUUAAGGCAAUAAAGAAAUUAAUUUUAUUUC
Messenger RNA from Porites lobata, 5159 nucleotides. Lineage: Eukaryota; Metazoa; Cnidaria; Anthozoa; Scleractinia; Poritidae. The record is from the annotation of a GenBank genome assembly.